AUGGGCUUGGUCUUCGGGUCCAGCCAGUCUGUGUUCAGGCAGUACCCAACGGAAGUGAAGAGACGAACGUGUCUUUGUGCCUCCUCCUUUUCCCCCACCCCUUUACCUCCUGAUCCUUUAACUGACUGGCGGCCAGGAGGUGUAAAAAACGCCUUAAUGAAUGUCGGCAGUGGCCCCAUCAUUUACCAGCUCCUAGGCCCUUGCAAGAUCUUCAAGGAGAUCACUGCUUCAGACUACAGGGACUGGAACUGCCAGGAACUGCAGAACUGGCUAAAGAAUGAGCUGGAGUCGGACUCGGGGGUUGAACUAAAAGACAUUGAAUUUUCAGUUAACGAGGCUGGUCCAUAUUUUGCUUUUUCUUUUAGGGAAAACUGGGCUGAGAAGGAGGCAAAGUUAAGCAGAAUCAUCAAACAGGUUCUAAAAUGUGAUCUCCACAAAAGCAACUCCUUGGAUACAGUCAUCUUGCUUCCAACUGACAGCCUGGUCUCAUCUCUGUGCUUGGAAGCUGCUUGCAAAGAUCUGAGCACUUAUUAA
Molecule: messenger RNA, 534 nt
Organism: Gopherus evgoodei (Goodes thornscrub tortoise)
Lineage: Eukaryota; Metazoa; Chordata; Testudines; Testudinidae
Product: nicotinamide N-methyltransferase-like
Exons: 3
Coding region: 1-534 (177 amino acids)
Cellular component (GO): cytosol
Molecular function (GO): N-methyltransferase activity
Source: RefSeq, a predicted model, not a curated record